Molecule: messenger RNA, 2598 nt
Organism: Acanthisitta chloris (rifleman)
Lineage: Eukaryota; Metazoa; Chordata; Aves; Passeriformes; Acanthisittidae
Gene: ATXN1
Product: ataxin 1
Biological process (GO): nervous system development; negative regulation of transcription by RNA polymerase II
Cellular component (GO): nucleus
Molecular function (GO): protein binding; RNA binding
Source: RefSeq, a predicted model, not a curated record
CUCUAUCUUACUUUAUUUGCAAGAGGAAAGCCUUUGAGGACCUGUGAGGAGUCUGGCAGUUUCUGAAAAAUCUUCAUGCUAAAGGAUAAUCCAGAAUUCCCCGAAGAAGAACACAGUGAAUGUUAAUCCAGAGGAGCUGUCGGAGGAUCGCGCUCACAGGGAGAUGAUUCCUCAUGAAGUCACUGGAUCCCUUGCAGAAAUCAAAUGUGACUUUCCGUUUAUCAGACUGAAAUCAGAGCCAGCCAGACAGUGAAGCAAGCACAGUGGAGGGGGGACGGCGAAAGAUGAAAUCCAACCAAGAGCGGAGCAAUGAAUGCCUGCCACCUAAGAAGCGAGAAAUCCCUGCCACCAGCCUGCCCUCAAUGCCAAACGAAAACCACCGUGCAGAUAACCUAGCAUGGCUCCCCAGCACACCUGGUGGCCAGGGCAGCCUGGGGGGCCGGCACCGGCCCGGGGGGACGUCAUCGGUGGAGGCAGGUUUGCAGCAGGGUUUGCACAAGUCACUGUCUGCAGGGCUGGACUAUUCCCCGCCGAGCGCGCCCAGGUCCGUUCCGGCCUCCACCACUCUUCCCACGGUGUACUCACCCGCCCUCUCCCAGUCAGGGACCCCCGUUUCCCCCGUGCAGUACACACACCUGCAACACACCUUCCAGUUCGUUGGGCCCCAGUACAGUGGAUCGUACACCGGAUUCAUCCCCUCACAGCUGAUUUCCCCAACAGCCAAUUCUGCGACCGGCGCCGUGGCGGCGGCCACGGCCGUUGCGACCACUCCAUCCCAGCGCUCCCAGCUGGAGGCAUAUUCCACUUUGCUGGCCAGCAUGAGUGGCUUAAACCAGCAGGGGCACAAAGUUGAGCCGCACAUGGUCAGGACGCCUGGACUGAUUGCUGCCGGGUCUCCUCCACCCACCCAGCAGAACCAGUACGUCCACAUUUCCAGCUCUUCCCAGAGCACUGUCAGAAAUGUCUCUCCUCCAACCAUCCCGGUCCCCCUGCACCCACAUCAGACAGUGAUCCCGCACACCCUCACCCUCGGCCCUUCCUCCCAAGUGGUGGUGCAGUACACUGACUCGGGGGGCCACUUCGUCACCAGGGAUCCCCCCAAGAAACCCGAGAGCAGCCGGCUGCAGGCGAUGCAAGCCAAGGAGGUACUGAACGGCGAGAUAGAGAAGAGCAGGAGGUACGGCAUCUCACCUUCUGCCGACAUGGGUCUAGUCAAAGCAGGCAAUAAACCAGCUCCCCAUCAUUAUGAGACCAGGGUCCUGGUAGUCCGCUCGAGGCCGGCUUAGUACGGCGUGCGGGAUUCCUCAGGUGUCCGAGCCUCCGUCAUGGUGGUCCCCAACAGCAGCACGCCCACGGCAGACAUGGAGGUGCAGCAGGCCACCAACCGUGAGGCCUCUCCUUCAACCCUCAAUGACAAGGGAAGCUUGCACUUAGGAAAGCCAACCCACCGGUCCUACGCCUUGUCUCCGCAGCAGGCUCUGGGCCACGAGGGGGUGAAGGCGGUGGCCACGCUGUCCCCUCACACCGUCAUUCAGACCACCCACAGCGCCUCCGAGCAACUCCCUGUCGGGCUGCCUCCCCGGGUGUCCCCGGGCACCCAGUCCCUGCUGAUCCCCGUCGGCGGUGGAGACGUCGAGCCGUCAGGAGUCACGCCUGCCAUCGUCACGUCGUCUCCUCAGUUUGCAGCAGUGCCUCACACGUUCGUCACCACCGCCGUCCCCAAGAGCGAGAACUUCAGCGCGGAGCCCCUCACCACCCAGCCUGCCUACCAGGCCACCAUGGUGCAGGCGCAGAUCCACCUGCCUGUGGUGCAGUCCAUUGCCUCCCCCGCUGCCGCACCUCCCACGCUGCCCCCUUACUUCAUGAAGGGGUCGAUCAUUCAGCUGGCCAACGGGGAGCUGAAGAAAGUAGAGGACUUGAAAACAGAAGACUUCAUACAGAGUGCGGAGAUUAGCAACGACCUGAAAAUAGACUCCAGCACUGUGGAGAGGAUUGAAGACAGCCAUAGCCCAGGCAUUGCCGUGAUACAGUUUGCGGUUGGGGAGCAUCGAGCACAGGUCAGCGUGGAAGUCUUGGUAGAAUACCCUUUUUUUGUAUUUGGACAAGGCUGGUCAUCCUGCUGCCCCGAGAGAACCAGCCAGCUCUUUGAUUUGCCAUGCUCCAAACUCUCAGUGGGGGACGUCUGCAUAUCGCUCACGCUCAAGAACCUGAAGAACGGCUCUAUUAAAAAGGGCCAGCCCAUGGACUCAGCUAGUAUCUUGCUGAAGCAUUCAAAGAAUGACAGUCUAGCUGGAAGUAGACACAGGUAUGCGGAGCAGGAAAACGGGAUUAAUCAGGGAAGCGCACAGAUGUUAGCUGAGAACGGUGAACUGAAGUUUCCGGACAAAAUAGGAUUGCCUGCAGCACCUUUGCUCACCAAAACAGAACCCAGCAAGCCCCCGGCAACGAGGAAGAGGAGGUGGUCAGCUCCCGAAACACGAAAACUAGAGAAAUCAGAAGAGGAGCCACCUUUGACUCUUCCUAAGCCUUCUUUUAUUCCUCAGGAGGUUAAGAUUUGCAUUGAAGGUCGAUCCAACGUAGGAAAGUAAAAGUUGUUUG